Molecule: messenger RNA, 837 nt
Organism: Brassica oleracea var. oleracea
Lineage: Eukaryota; Viridiplantae; Streptophyta; Magnoliopsida; Brassicales; Brassicaceae
Exons: 3
Coding region: 112-663 (183 amino acids)
Molecular function (GO): protein binding
Source: RefSeq, a predicted model, not a curated record
AGUAUCUCUAUCUAGAAUCAUUGCUUUGCCUUUGUCCAAACAAACAAAAGAGAUUGACCUUUUUGUUCAUCUCCAAACCAUUUCAACUCAAAGUAGAGGUCGAUUACAAAAAUGAUCCGACUAGCGAUUUCUUUGUUCCUCUUUGCAUUGUUCUCUGUUACAUCUGCAAGAUCUUUCGUCGCCACAAGACCUGGACCGGUUGAUUCAUUUCUCCCUAAACCAAAGCUAGAGGGUGCGAAAGUGUGUUCUUACACAGUAAUCAUUAAGACAAGCUGUUCCUCGGUCUCUUACACCAGAGAUAAGAUCAGUAUCGCGUUUGGUGAUGUGUACGGCAACGAGGUAUUCGUGAAGAGACUAGACGAUCCAAAGUCUAGGGCAUUUGAAAGGUGUUCUUCGGACACAUACAAGAUAACGGGACCGUGUAUGCGUGACGUAUGUUAUCUCCACCUACUCAGGCAAGGAUCCGACGGCUGGAAACCAGAGAACGUUAAGAUCUACGGCUCAUCCAUCAGAUCAGUCACUUUCUACUUUAACCUCUUCUUGCCAAACGGUGUUUGGUACGGCUUUGACGUCUGCAACGGCCUUGCUAGUGACAAGUCUUCUCAGUCCAGUGCCAGUGACAAGUCUUCUCAACCCAUUAUUGCCUCCGUUGCUGUUAUGUAAGAUUAAUAAAUAAAGAAAGAACAAAAGGUUGAGUAUCUGUGGGUUUGCUACUUUUGUGGCUUAAAGUGAAAAGAGACAAUGUGUGUUUUAUGAGAAAAAACAUGUAAUGUUUUCUUAACAUUUACACCCAAAAAAAAAAACAUGUAAUGUUAUAUAAUGCCUUGAUUUGAUCUC